Molecule: messenger RNA, 1248 nt
Organism: Guillardia theta CCMP2712
Lineage: Eukaryota; Cryptophyceae; Pyrenomonadales; Geminigeraceae
Exons: 11
Coding region: 1-1248 (415 amino acids)
Source: RefSeq, a predicted model, not a curated record
AUGCAAGGGGCCUCUGCAUCAGUUACCCCGUUCAUGGAGCCGCAGCGUCGGCCCUUGGAGCGCAUGAAGGAGAACUUGAUGCAUCUGCCCGUACCCUUGAUGCCGGACAACAAGCUUGUCUCCUCUGACUCCCCGUCCCUGAGCGCCAUCGGUCGGAAGUUCAACUAUGACAUGUCAACAGUCAUGGGUGAGCAGAAGGAUCGUAGGAUGAGACUGAAGAAGGCUACAGCUGUGGAGAACAGCUACCACGCUAGCACGCCAGAGAAGUUUCAAGGGAGCGAGACUGUGGAUGACUCUCAGGAGAACGCUUCUCUGCUCUCUGAGCUUCCUGAGUUGGAGCUCUGCGAUGUCAGUCCCUUCACAAGGCCGGCAGCGGUAGAGGAGCAGGGGGUUCAGGAUCGGCCGAAGUCGUCGCCCAUCGUGGUGUCAUCACAACCGCUUGCUCGAGCAAACGCAGAGCAGUCUUAUGGACAAUUCAGGAUGCACAGCAAGAGGGCAGAACAUGACGAGGAAGAGGAGGGAGACGUCAAGAUUGCUUGCAAGCUCCUCGUCGAACAGUUCGACGUGCUAGAGGGCCUGAGGGAAGAUGGGGAGGGGGAACAAGCGCCCGCACCGUUCCUUGCCCUCGGUGCUCACAACGAGACGCUGGAGGAGAAGUUGAGGAACCUCGACCAGGCGUUUCAAACUCCCUUCGCUGCAAGGAAGAUUCGUAUGCAAGAAGACGGCGAGGGAGUAGACGGCCGAGAGGAAGGAGGGCAAGUGCUGGGAGAGGAUGAAAAGGAUGGCCAGAGUUUCACAGCCGAUUCACCUGACUUGGAGAGGGAGCGAAGAGUUCGUGCACGAGAUUCAGUCCUCAGUGAGAUCAACAGAUGCUGCGAUGAGAUUGCUAAGAUCAAUUCGUCAGUCAAGGAGAUGAGAUUGGAGAUUGAAGACAUUCGAAACAUGUACAAAGAAGUAUCACAAAGACAAGAGAAGAUCAGCGAGUUUAGAGUCCCUGCUCCUGCUGCCAAACCCUCCCCCCGCGGCUCUACCCUUACUCCCUUGGAAGAAACCUGCAGGAACAUCGUCGAUGCUCUGUCAAGCCUUUCCGGGCCCCCGCCCCGUGUGCACCCCAUUCGCGAUCUUGCUGACGUUGACCCGAAAGUCCUCUACCUUGUCAGAUGUCGAGCGUACAUGAGGUGGAGGAAGAAGGCGAUGAGCGAGCUGCAGCAAGAGCAUGUCAACAGCAGGGAGAUGAUCGAAGUUUGA